UGGAAAGUGACAGCUGGUCUUUCCUCUUGUCUACGAAACAUGUCACUCACGGUCACUCUACUCAUGCAGUGAAAGCAUGGUUCUCAGUCCUUUGAAGUGAUUCAAUAUUGGCACAAACUCCUCAACGACCCGUGGACAAAGGAUGUACAUCCUACCUCUCCUUGGGUACAUCGGCCUGGUGAUGGGGUUUGGGUUUCUCACCCUCUCCAUUGCCUCUGGUCUGUACUACCUCUCCGAGCUUGUCGAAGAGCAUUCAGUCCUCAGUGCCAAGUUACUCAGACGCCUCAUCUAUGCGGUCGUGGUUGCACAGCUUCUUCUAUCGUUGGUCGACGGAUUCCCUUGGUACCUCACUCUCCUUGGAGUAGCCAGUCAUGGUGUCUACGCAACGAACUUGCGGCACUUCCCCAUUGUCAAACUAUCCGAUCCUUUCUUUAUCGCCAGCUGCGCAUUGGUGAUACUCAACCACUGGCUGUGGUUCAGACACUUCAGUCAACCCACAGGCUACAGGGGCGUUCCGAGCAGUAGAAGGGAUUGGUAUUCGACACCGGUAUACGACCAACCCACCUUCACGGAAAUCGCAUCAUAUUUCGGUCUCUGCGUAUGGCUAGUACCAUUCGCGCUCUUUGUCAGUUUGAGCGCAGGCGAAAAUGUCUUGCCCAGCAUGGGUUCUGAAUACGCAACAGGCGAAAGACAAGGUGUGGGCUUUCAAAAGGGACACAAGAGAAGAAACACAGGAAUGGCGAAAGCUGCUGUGAAUGGUGCAAGAGAUUGGAUGAACGAGACUGGUGCAGUUAUGGGUCUUUGGCGGGCCGACAACGUGCGACCUUUGAGAGGUUUCGAUUAAGACAGCAGAUGUUAUGAGCGUACAACGCAGGGUGGUUGACGACCGUUAUGAAAAGAAUGUAUGAGUAUCCUUCAGGACACCAUCAGCGCUGUCGAAUGGAUUACAGAACAAACCCAGACGUACCCAGUGCUGCUCCGAGCCGAGCCGAGGAAAAGGACAAGAUUGAAACACAACAUCAUUGUCAACAACAAUGCACCCGAGCUCCUUGGAUGGCGGAUCUCGAACAGGAACAGGAAAAAUUGAAGGGUAUAAACGCUAGUCGCACGCUACUAUUGAAAAGCAAAUCUCGGAGAUGACCAUCGGCCAGGAGGUUCAGAUGGACUUCCUGUCGUUGGAUUAAUGCUUUACUCUGUGGCCACACUUCAACGCCGGUCUUUCCAAGUCACUUCCCUAUUCCGAGCUUCAAAGCUAUCGUAUGCUCGCAACAAGCGGAUCCAUCAGCAUCACUCCUUUCCCCGCCGCGACGAACUGACCUAAGACGGUCGGCGACCCAAAGUGCCCGUGCAUAAUGGUUCUUCUGCAGCCGUCUGUUCCCGCCCUUCAACGUUGGGCCAAAAUCUCGUCUCCACAUCAAGGAUGUGCAUCCAAACGGCUUUAUACACGUCCAACCUCCGGACGAUCGCGUCUUCUCGCUCGGCCAGUAAAUCUGUGACCUCGGCAAUGUCUUUAACAAACUUCUCAAAGUCGGGGCUCGUCCAGUUUGGAAUGAAUGCAUCACGCAAGGCACCACCAUCAGCAUCUGCCUCCGGUUUGAUCGCUCCCGGCGCGGUCAUGAAUGAUGAUGCAUAUGUCCAUGCACUCAGAUAGCACGUCUCGGUGGCCCAGAGUACGACAAGCCCUUCUAGCAGACUCAUACUGGGAUCGGUCCAGAAUGCUCGAAACAGGUCAAGAUAUUGUUUCGUGGCAGCUUCGGCAGUAAAUACUCCAUCCGAUCUGCUAGGUGCGUCGAGUUGGAGGUCAUAUUUCGCAGCGGUGUCUGUGAAGAAUUGCAGCUCUCGAUGGAUGUUCUCAAGCGCUGAAGAGAGCAGUUUGACGAUGCGCCAGCGCAGUGAGGAUGAUUUGUCAGUAACAUUGACAUACGGCAAGUCGACUCGAGCAAUCAGAGCGCCAAUGAAGCCGAUGUAAGACUGGGCGUAAAGACGAUCUUGCGAGAGCCAGCGUGAUAGUGUUGUCUUUGGAAGCGUUCCGAGUCCAGCGAGACGCAGGAAAGGGUGUUGCGUUGCCACAUGGUAGGAUUGAGGGGCCGAGUUCAGCAGGAUCUUUGUCAAGGAAGGAGGUUGGUCGAGUUGGGAUGGCUGAAGAGCCGCAGGAGGUGAGGAGAGAUUGUGUACCGGCUCACUGGGUUUGUACUUGUGGCCAGGCGCUGGAGGAAAGGUGUAGUUGGUAGGACUUGGAAGUUCGUGGGGUGGCUCGGGUGGCAUAUCCAUGGCUGUUGGUUUGACAAAGGUGCAAGAAAGCUGGGAGCCACAGAGGCCAAUAUUACCUGGUAUUGCUGUUAUAUAAGGUACUUCUGGUCUCGUAGCUGGCUAAUUCGACCAGCUCCCCGAACGAAUAAUUGACGAAGC
Exophiala xenobiotica is the source of this 2409-nucleotide messenger RNA. RefSeq lists its product as uncharacterized. Gene Ontology annotation, cellular component: Golgi membrane; endoplasmic reticulum membrane; COPII-coated ER to Golgi transport vesicle. The coding region runs from base 143 to 844 and encodes 233 amino acids. Gene Ontology annotation, molecular function: COPII receptor activity. The record is from RefSeq and is a predicted model, not a curated record. The transcript has a single exon. NCBI's taxonomy places the organism in Eukaryota, Fungi, Ascomycota, Eurotiomycetes, Chaetothyriales, Herpotrichiellaceae. Gene Ontology annotation, biological process: endoplasmic reticulum to Golgi vesicle-mediated transport.